GUAAAAAUGUCAGACAAAAGUGAUUUAAAAGCGGAACUUGAGCGCAAAAAGCAGCGUUUGGCUCAGAUAAGAGAAGAAAAGAAACGGAAGGAGGAGGAAAGGAAGAAGAAAGAGGCUGAUCUACAGCAAAAGAAGGAGCCAGCUCAGGAAGAUUCUGACCUCGACCGCAAAAGAAGAGAAACAGAAGCUUUGUUACAGAGCAUUGGUAUAUCCCCAGAACCACCUUUAGUGAGCACACCCAGUGACGCAGGCAGCCAGGACUCAGGAGAUCUGGGACCCAUAGGAAGGACCUUGCAAUGGGACACAGACCCCUCAGUGCUGCAGCUCCAGUCUGACUCUGAACUUGGACGCAGGCUGCACAAACUAGGGGUGUCAAAGAUUACCCAGGUUGAUUUCUUACCUCGGGAGGUGGUAUCAUACUCCAAGGAGACACAGACACCUCUUGCCACACAUCAAUCUGAAGAGGAUGAAGAUGAUGAAGAGAUGGUGGAGCCAAAAGCACAGGAUGACUUGGAGACAGAAAAUCAAGACCAGAAACAGGAAGUGAAAGAAGCUCCUCCUAGAGAACUCACAGAAGAAGAAAAACAGCAAGUUCUCCAUUCAGAAGAAUUCCUGAUAUUUUUUGACCGGACAAUACGUGUAAUUGAGCGAGCUUUGGCUGAAGAUUCAGACAUCUUUUUUGACUACAGUGGCAGAGAUGUAGAAGAGAAAGAUGGAGAUGUUCAAGCAGGAGCCAACCUUUCUUUUAACCGUCAAUUUUAUGAUGAGCACUGGUCAAAGCAUCGUGUUGUCACCUGUAUGGAUUGGUCUCUUCAGUACCCUGAGUUGAUGGUUGCAUCUUAUAACAAUAAUGAAGAUGCUCCACAUGAGCCUGAUGGGGUAGCCUUGGUAUGGAACAUGAAGUUCAAGAAAACCACACCAGAAUAUGUUUUCCAUUGUCAGUCCUCCGUGAUGUCUGUCUGUUUUGCCCGCUUUCACCCAAACCUCGUCGUUGGUGGAACAUACUCUGGCCAAAUUGUCUUGUGGGAUAAUCGCAGUCACAGGCGCACUCCAGUUCAGAGAACUCCCUUAUCUGCUGCUGCUCACACGCAUCCUGUGUAUUGUGUGAAUGUAGUUGGAACACAGAACGCGCACAAUCUCAUUACCGUCUCUACAGAUGGCAAAAUGUGCUCCUGGAGCCUGGACAUGCUCUCAACUCCACAGGAGAGCAUGGAGCUGGUUUACAAUAAGUCCAAACCAGUGGCGGUCACAGGAAUGGCUUUCCCAACCGGAGAUGUCAAUAACUUUGUUGUUGGCAGUGAAGAGGGAACAGUCUACACAGCCUGUCGUCAUGGAAGUAAAGCUGGCAUUGGUGAAAUUUUUGAAGGCCACCAAGGACCCGUCACAGGAAUCAACUGUCACAUGGCAGUGGGUCCAAUUGACUUUUCCCAUCUCUUUGUCACAUCAUCAUUUGACUGGACAGUCAAGUUGUGGACCACAAAG
Nestor notabilis (Kea) is the source of this 1482-nucleotide messenger RNA. Its product is annotated as cytoplasmic dynein 1 intermediate chain 1. The annotation marks the transcript as partial. Gene Ontology annotation, biological process: transport along microtubule. Gene Ontology annotation, molecular function: dynein light chain binding; dynein heavy chain binding. Lineage: Eukaryota; Metazoa; Chordata; Aves; Psittaciformes; Psittacidae. Gene Ontology annotation, cellular component: cytoplasmic dynein complex. The record is from RefSeq and is a predicted model, not a curated record. The transcript has 13 exons.